Molecule: messenger RNA, 1795 nt
Organism: Mytilus californianus (California mussel)
Lineage: Eukaryota; Metazoa; Mollusca; Bivalvia; Mytilida; Mytilidae
Product: beta-1,3-galactosyltransferase brn-like
Exons: 1
Coding region: 180-1100 (306 amino acids)
Cellular component (GO): membrane
Molecular function (GO): hexosyltransferase activity; UDP-glycosyltransferase activity
Source: RefSeq, a predicted model, not a curated record
UCAAGUGCACUAAUAUAUUUUUUAAUAUUUGGAGUUUUUUCAGGUAAGUUCGCCUAAAAUAACAGUAUAAAGUACGAAGGAACCGCCAGGAUAGUAAUGUUUUCUAUAUUAUUACACAGAAACGAAUUUAUCAUUAUAAUUCUAGCUGUUCUUUUAAUGACUUUCAGGUUUGUUUCUAUAUGGAAGUUUUAAAGAAACAGCAACGUUGUUAUGGAUUUCAUUAUAAUUAUCCUCUAAACGAUGUGCAAUAUAUUGUGAAUGAGAUAACAGACAAAGGCAUGACCUCUAGCGAACCAAUAAAUAAUAUGUACAACCAUUAUACCACAAUAUUUAGUGUCACAUGUUCAGCUGAUAUCGAACUUAUAAUAUUGGUUAAGUCUUCCGUUGGACAUUUUGACCAAAGAGAAGCGAUUCGCUCCACAUGGGGAAAAUGUCAUGGGGAAAAUGUACUAGUAGUUUUCCUUCUAGGAUAUUUCACCGAGUUUGUUGAACAUGCAAGGUACGAAUAUGCUGAACACAAAGAUAUAGUUCAAGGUUCAUUUAAUGACGAAUACAGGAAUAACAUAUAUAAAACAUUGAUGGCAUAUGACUGGGUUGUAUCGAAUUUAAACAGCCAGUUUGUCUUUUUUGUUGACGACGAUUAUUUUGUAACUAUACCAAACCUGUUAAAAUUUUCUAGUGAAAAAAUUAGAUCCGGAAGAGAUGUGAUGUUUGGGUAUAAGCAGUGUAAUAGAGAUCCGGUGAAAUCGAGAGAAUCAAAAUAUAGCAAAUGGUAUAUACCAGAAAAAGAAUACCAGCCACUUAUUCUACCGCCGUUUCUUUCAGGUGGAUCUGUUCUGACGCACAUAAAUGUACUACGAACAUUGAAAAUUGCAUUUCCUUAUAUGAAAACGAUAUUUCUUGACGAUGUUUAUGUAUCAUUAGUUGCACAGAAAUUAGGUAUAAAGAUAUUACACGACAAUAGAUUUGUCAACUCUGAUUUAAGGAGAAUGGAAUUCAACUUCAUUAUAUCAUGUCAUAAUUUUAACAAUACCGAAUAUUUAUACGAAGCGUGGUUGAAAUUCAAAAGUGUUAACGUUGAUUUAUGUAGUACCAGCUAAUGUGACAUCCAACGUAAGGUUGAGGUAUGAAAUGGAUUAAUAAACUUGAAUCGGCUUGUAUUUACGCUCUGAACAAAUAGUAGUAGUCAGUCGGGAACCAGCUUAAUGGAAAAUGGUAUAGAUGUUGCUUCCAAAGAUAGUUGCUCGUAUGCAUGUGACGAAAGUAACGAUAGUUAUGAAGUAUCGACCGUACUGGCAGUUAAAAGUCUGUUAACAUUGUUAGAAAGUUGCUUUCAAGGCAGUUGUUUGGCUCUAGUCAUAAAACGAUUAAUAGUAAUUAAGUAAACUACUUCAGUAGUUACGAGUCCGGAAAUUUAAGCACCAUAUGCACUUGUCAUGGGUACUUAGGAACGAAAAAAUACACCACUUAAAAAAAUACUAACGUUUUACACUAUACUUAGACUUCAAUGUCAAGUGAUUGUCAGUGUAAAUGUACAACUAUGAUGAAAUCAACAAUUAUAUUCACGAGAUUUUUAACAUCGGUAAAAUAGUGUCGCCUUAAUUCGUCCAAAUAUGAUUCAAAUGUGUCAAGGAUGUCCUAAUUUUAAUAAGUUUAUUGUGAUAGAUAAAGCAAACAUAUUUUAUAUGCUGAGAACAUUACACCAAUCUGACAAUGGCUAAAACAUCUAGGCUACAGUUUAUCUCUUAAUCUCGGUUUCUAAAAUGUUUCUGUAAAUUGUUUUAUAAACGUUGAA